Molecule: messenger RNA, 561 nt
Organism: Closterium sp. NIES-65
Lineage: Eukaryota; Viridiplantae; Streptophyta; Zygnematophyceae; Desmidiales; Closteriaceae
Source: the annotation of a GenBank genome assembly
AGGAACGUGAGGGUGGCGGUGGCGGUGGACGGCAGCGACAACAGCAUGCACGCGCUGCGAGAGGCGGUGCGGCUCUUCGCGCGCACGGCUAAAGAGUUUACCAUCAUUCACGCGCACAAGCCUCUACUGAACUCCGCACGGAGCGCUACCAAGACUGGAGUGAUGCUGUCAUGGCAGGAGAAUCACGAACGCAUGGAGCACGAGAGGCACACCAAGGCGCAGCAGUUGCUGCAGCGGUGCGCUGCCUUGGUGAAAGAGGAGGGUGCGAAGCGGGGGAUGGGUGAGGGCGUGGUGGUAAGGGGCGUGGAUCUUAAGGGCGACCCUCGAGAUGUGCUGUCGACCCAUGCGCAGAGCAUCAGUGCGGAUCUACUGGUCAUGGGAACCCGCGGCUUGAGCAUGCUAAAACGCUUGGCUCUUGGGAGUGUUAGCACCCACUGCAUGCACCAUGCUCCAUGUCCGGUGCUGGUCGUCCCGCUGAAAGCCGACUCAACACACGGGCCCUCAGAACCCAAAGCAGAUGUCACCCAGGCAGCAGCGUCCGAAAUCGAGACCCCUGCAUAA